GAAAUCAAACGCAGAGAGCCUCCUCGUCGUCACCUUUGCUUUUCUCUCUGCAACUUUCUGUCUCUGUUGCUCGAUCGCAGUCCGGGCUAUUGACCAUCAGUCUGGAAGUUCACUGGGUCUGUAGAAUUAAAUUUAUGAAUAGUAAGUACCGUACAUAAUUCAACGUCAAUCAGCACAGUUUUCUUACACAAGUAUCUGGCUCCUGCAAAGCUGAAUCAUGUCAAGUGGAUCUGUUAGACGUGUCUCACGUCAAGAUAUACAAUUGGUGCAAAACCUUAUCGAGCGAUGCCUUCAGCUUUACAUGAAUCAGAAGGAAGUGGUGGAUACGCUACUGGAGCAAGCAAAAAUAGAGCCUGGUUUCACGGAACUUGUUUGGCAGAAGCUUGAGGAAGAGAAUCGUGAAUUCUUCAGCGCUUAUUACCUGAGAUUAAUGGUAAAGCAACAAAUAAUAGAGUAUAACAGGUUGCUUGAACAACAAGCGCGGUUGAUGCACCAGUUACACUCGACUGGAGUUUCCUCAAUUCCCACCUCCAAUGGAUCUCACAUUCCAUCGAUGCAUCAAAACUCAACAUGCUAUCCCCCAGACAGUGUAGGACCAGCAUUGAAGACAGAAAACUUACACCAUCAAGUUGGUACAUGCUUACCGACUCCAUUUACUAAUGGCGGGUCUUCAUUGCACAACAGUAUGGAGAAUACUCUUAAAAUGUCUGCUCAUGCCAACAGGAUUGAUGUCCCAUCAAACAUGCUUUCAACUCAGAGCUCCAACAUGGGGGGGCUGAUGCAAGGAAUAAACGGGGGAAUUAUAAAAUCUGAAGUUGGAUAUUCAGGCACGUCUUACAUGUAUGGUGCUGAUGGCAGCAACAUGGAAACACGACCCAAUAUGGGAGAUACUUCUGUUGCUCCUUUCAAUAGCGCAGAGGCCAAUUCACAACCCCUAACUGAAUCACUUCUUGAUUCGGACACUUCAACAUUUGGUUUUUUAACUCAGAUUCCUCGAAAUUUCAGUCUCUCAGAUCUGACAGCAGACUUUUCUCAGAGUUCAGAUAUACUGGAGAGCUAUCCUAGAUCACCCUUCUUAGCUACAGAUAAUGAAAACUUCCUGGAUCCUCGUGAAAGGGAACAUCAGGGAGACAAUAACAGGCUGGACACCAUUUCAGAAGGCGUGAGUUAUGAAGAGUUUGCCAGUGAAUAGUCAUGUAAUUUUAAAGUCAAUUUUCGUGCUAGGACAGAAGGAACAUAUACAUAGCAUUCAAGAUUUUUAGAGAACUCAGAAGCUGAAACUUGUACUCUUUCAAGAUUUUGGUUGGUGUGGAACUCACUGAUGUAGUGAGAAUUUGACAGUAGAAUGCUGCUUCCAAAGUGGAAACUGGAUAGUGAUGGGAAAUGUGUGUGACUUUGCACAUGGAUGAUUGGUUCCUUGUGGUGAAUUGAUCUUUGAAACAAAUAUAUUUUGUAGACUUAUCCAACGAAAGAGUCAUGAUGGUUAAUAAAGAAGUUUAUGUAUUUUGCUUGAGCU
Molecule: messenger RNA, 1516 nt
Organism: Fragaria vesca subsp. vesca
Lineage: Eukaryota; Viridiplantae; Streptophyta; Magnoliopsida; Rosales; Rosaceae
Exons: 8
Coding region: 218-1192 (324 amino acids)
Source: RefSeq, a predicted model, not a curated record